Messenger RNA from Aspergillus puulaauensis, 1779 nucleotides. Its product is annotated as isoamyl alcohol oxidase. NCBI's taxonomy places the organism in Eukaryota, Fungi, Ascomycota, Eurotiomycetes, Eurotiales, Aspergillaceae. The transcript has 5 exons. The coding region runs from base 1 to 1779 and encodes 592 amino acids. Gene Ontology annotation, molecular function: oxidoreductase activity; FAD binding. The record is from RefSeq and is a predicted model, not a curated record.
AUGCAAUUCCUGUGGGCGCUCGUGGCUGUAUUGGGGUUCAGCAUCGUGCCCGCUUUGGCCGCACAGUGUAGAUGUACACCCAUUGACAGCUGCUGGAAAAGGCUCGACUGGAAUGCUCUAAAUGCGACCGUGUCUGGUAAGCUCAUUCGCAACACGCCGCCAGCCCUCCCUUGCUAUCCUGGCCCGGAGUCCAAUGUGGAGGAAUGUGAGUACGUCGACUCGCAAUGGUCCAACACGACCUUUCAGGCAGACGAGCCCAUCGGGUACAGCUAUCCGCUUGUUAAUAACUGUCCUGCCGUGAAUGAGACAGCAGGGCUUCGCAAGUGCGGUCUCGGGCCAUCGCCGGUGUACACCAUCAAUGCCACUGAGCCGGAGGAAUUAGUUGCAGGAAUUGCAUUUGCGCGCGAGAAUAAUGUGCGUCUGGUUGUUCGAAACACUGGGCACGAUUUGCUGGGGAGGUCCACGGGCUAUGGCUCGCUUCAGAUCUGGAUGAGGCAUCUGCGAAAGGGUAUUAAGCACCAGGACGCGUUCAAGCCCUCAAUUCCCUGUGCUCAAUGCGACUGGAACGGUGCUGCUGUCACGGUUGCAGGGGGCUAUGUUUGGGACGAUGUCUAUGAGGAAGCAUUUACCCGCGGCCUGAUUGUCGUUGGCGGAGGUGACCCGACAGUCAGCGUCAUCGGUGGUUAUAUCCAAGGAGGCGGCCAUUCACCAGCCACCCGCGACUUUGGCCUGGCCAGUGACCAGAUCCUGGAAGCGCAGGUCAUCCUAGCAGACGGGACUAUCGUCAUCGCCAAUCCAUGCUCCCAUUCAGACCUCUUCACAGCGCUCCGUGGCGGCGGCGGAGGCACCUAUGGCGUGGUUGUCUCCGUCACUAUCAAGGCAUUUCCGUCCAAACCGGUCGUCGCGCACUCUCUCGUCAUAACGCCUCAGUCACCGCACAAUUUGACCUCGUUUCUGAGUGCACUUACGGAUCUCUAUUCAAGCUUUCCUGCUAUUUCUGAUUCGGGCUUUUCAGGGUAUGGCUCCUGGUCGGUGAACGAUCCAACCGGCACGUACGCGAACUCUUCAGCGGGAUAUCAACACGCCCUUGCAGCCCUGGAUAAACCAUUACCAGCUGCAAAGGCAGCUUUCAAACCGAUUUUGGAGAAACUUGCUUCCUAUAGAUCUAUCAAUGUUUCUAUUAAGUGGUUCGAGUUUCCAUCGUAUUCAGCAUACUACCGUGCCCUGUCUGGCGUGCGCCAACCGACUGGAGUCCCUGAGUCCGCGCUCGCCUCUCGCAUGUUUGAUAAGAACGCUCUCAUCUCAAACCGCGAUGCCCUACGUCAGGUUAUCGGAACACUAGCAGGACAUCCCAAAGAAAGCACCAUCAACCAGGUCCUCUUGGUGGGGGGUGGAAAAGUUCUUGAACAGCCCGAAUACAGCGGCGCAAACCCAGCAUGGAGAAAGACGUAUCUCGUCCACAUUGUCGCGCGUGGAUGGCUGGGGAAGUCUGGUCCGCUCGUUGGCGAAGCUAUCAAGGAUGACAUUACGUAUAAAAAGUACCAGGCCAUGCGCGAGUUCACUCCGUCAAUGGGUAGCUAUCUUAACGAGGCUGACCGGAAUAAUCCGUGGUGGGAGGAGGACUUUUAUGGUAAGAGCUACGAUCGUCUGCUUGAUAUAAAGAGUAAAUACGAUCCAGAGGGCGUCUUCUACUGUCCGACCUGCGUGGGGAGUCCGUCUUGGUUUCAGCAAACCCUGCCGGGCAAGGACUAUGGGCCUCUUUGUACUGAUGAAUUAUGA